Misgurnus anguillicaudatus (oriental weatherfish) is the source of this 1135-nucleotide messenger RNA. RefSeq names its product torsin-1A-like. Gene Ontology annotation, biological process: nuclear membrane organization; protein localization to nucleus. Gene Ontology annotation, cellular component: nuclear envelope; endoplasmic reticulum lumen. The record is from RefSeq and is a predicted model, not a curated record. Gene Ontology annotation, molecular function: kinesin binding; ATP binding; ATP hydrolysis activity. Lineage: Eukaryota; Metazoa; Chordata; Actinopteri; Cypriniformes; Cobitidae.
GAGCGGUGCAUGCAGUAAAGCAACUUUUACAAUGAAAUCAGAAAAAAUAUUUCUGCUGUUUUUUCUGUUACCAAUUAUAACAGUUGAGACAGGAGUCUUUGACUUUAUCAAUGUGUUUCAGGACAAAGAUGAUUUACGACCUUUUGAUUAUUUGGAGUUUGAGGAUGAUCUAAAGAAGUCCUUAUAUGGGCAGCACAUUGCAGUGGAAUUGAUACUGGAAGCUGUAUUUUGGUUUAUGAAAACUCCAAAUCCAUCAAAACCACUGGUCCUGUCUUUACAUGGAUCAACAGGAGUGGGAAAAACUUAUGUCACCAAGAUCAUUGCAAGAAAUAUUUAUGAAAUGGGGGAAAUGAGCAAACAUGUCCACACAUUCAUAGCCACAUAUCACUUCCCAUACCGAGCCAGGACAGGGAUGUAUAAAGCUCAGCUUAAACAGUGGAUUUAUGGAAAUGUAUCAAGUUUUCCUCGCUCCAUGUUUAUAUUUGAACAAACAGAUAUGCUCCCACAUUUGAUUGAAGCCAUAAAACCUUUCCUGGAAUGCAGAAACCAUGUAGAUGGAGUGUCAUUCAGGAAAGCAAUCUUCAUUUUUAUCAGCAAUGCAGGUCAGACGAUGAUCAAUAACAUAUCUCUGAAUUUCUGGAGGGAAGGUAAAGGCAGAGAAGAACUACACAUGAACAGCAAGGGAAUGGAGACUCAAACUUAUCAAGAUAUCUUCAGCAAUAAAUACAGUGGAUUUUGGCAUUCAUGUCUAAUAGAUGAACACCUGGUGGAUGAUUUCAUUCCUUUCCUUCCUCUGGAACUGAAGCAUGUACGUCAAUGUGUUCUGGCUGAAAUGGCCAAUAUGAACAUCAAUAAAGACCAGUACCCUGAUCUUGCAGACACAGUGGCCAGACAGAUGCUCUUCUUCCCUCCAGAGGAAAAAAUCUUCUCUGUUAAAGGCUGCAAGACAAUCAAAAAGCUGUUAAUGAUGUAUCUUGAUCAAUAGAUGAAAGACUUUUACAGCCCUUAUCUACUGUUGAUUAAUAAAAAGUGGAAGUGAUAAUGUGCCAUGCAGCCCCAGAAGACAUUUUCGUUUUUUUUAUUCCAUUUUUUUACAGAGUGACUGUAAUUGUGUUUUAUAAAAUUUCAGACUGAA